AUGGUUGAGGGACAGCAGAAUGUUUUUACAAAUCGAAAUACAAGGGUCAAUCUUCUGAUUUUAGCGCAAGAUUUUGAGUAUGAUGACAAUAGCUCUGGUAAUGAUGAUGAUAAUUUGGAAGGUGAUAAUGAUGAUGAUAAUCUUGAUGCGGAUGGUGAUGAUGAGCCUCCUGAUGAUGAUCAAAACGGAGUGGAUAAUCAUGAUGCUGACGCUAAUAGCGAACCUGAUAUCUCCGACAAUUCUAACGACAACUCUUCGAGUGCCGUAGAUAACCAUCAGCCAAAUGGACAUGGAAAUGUUGUAGCUCCUCAUGGUGAUGAUAAUGAUAAUAUUGAACCAGAAUUUAUUCCGAUUAAUGGGGUGUAUCAAAAUGGAUAUAUGUUUCAUUUAAUAGAAUCUUACCAUAACCAGGCUUCAACAAGGUAUAGGGAUGACAAUUUAGCUGAAGAAAGGCUGGCAGAGGCGCUUAGAGCGUUCGGACUCAGGCUCUACACCUCCGGGUUCACCUCAAUUAAUUCUCUUAAUUCGGACUCUUCAAUUUCUGCGAAGUCUGAUAGUUCGUCGCCAAUGGAUAUUGAGGUUGCUUUUCAUUUGGCGACACUCUCUCUAGUUGACCAUACCUAUGAUGCUGGUGCUGCAAUGAAUGCUCUGCCAAUUGCCUUCACUCGAGCACCCCUUCCACAUCAUGUGCAGCCGCAAAAAUUGGCCUACACACCAAAGCUAAUGCUGCUACUACAGCCUGUGCAACAACUUCUGCCUUGCUAG
This is a messenger RNA of Chenopodium quinoa (quinoa), 765 nucleotides long. RefSeq names its product secreted acidic protein 2-like. Lineage: Eukaryota; Viridiplantae; Streptophyta; Magnoliopsida; Caryophyllales; Amaranthaceae. The transcript has 3 exons. The coding region runs from base 1 to 765 and encodes 254 amino acids. The record is from RefSeq and is a predicted model, not a curated record.